AUGACGUUGCUCAAAGGACUAUCGUCAGCAAGGAGUAAAACAGUUUGCGAGAUUCGCAUAGCCGACAACAAGCGCACUGAAAAACUAAGCAAAAUCUCUCUGAGAAGGCAGUCCAAAUUCACCAAAUCAGAACGUCUUUGCAGUAUUAACGUCGUACUCUCGUACGGACUUGAACGACCUGGUAAGCUUAAUUUUCACCAGUCUUUUAAUGUUGUUGACCGGAAAACAUUCCGACGCGAUAAAACUUAAGCAUGGAUAAGUUUAUAUAGAUUUAUAUAAGUUUAUAUAGAUUUGCUAUCUUAUUGUUUAAGACGCUUUUCCGCAAUCAAAUUUAAAUCUGGACCCAGAAAUGUCAGUAUCGGUUUGAAAUAAAAGGAUUAAUUUUUGAUUGCAAGUUAAGUAUUCUGUUUUAUGCAUGAAUAGUGUUGUUUUGUUGUGCUUUUUAUUUAUAAAUCCAGGCUUCUGUCCUCAGUUUUGCCAGUCGAUCCCGUGACACACAUUGUGACAAACAUGACUUUUUACUGGGCUGCCUGUGCGCCCAGUCAUAAAAUGGGCUUUCGGUCGUCGGUGUCAAAAAGUGGUCUCCCGGGGGAGGGAAGACACGAGGGUCUGGUACCGAGAAACGAUGUUCUCGCAAAUGGUUUCAUAUGAGUUUCUCUUGCACGAACCCUUGCACGGAUACUUUUUGUACCUCGUCUGCGCUCCCCCUGAAAAACCCACAAAGCGUUGCGAACCUGAAGAACGCUAUUUGCGUUGUUCGAAGCGAUUCCAUCGUGGGAGUCACUCUAUAAUUUUUUUAUUGUUCGAGUUUAAGUCAGGUAGAUGAUGUUGGCGCUGGGAAACUCAGAGAAAUGCUCGCGUUGCAUUCAAACCGACACGCUGUUCACGGUAGGUUCACACUAAAAGAUGACUGUGAGCGUCAGGUUUGGAACGCCGUGGCCGCUUCCUGAACUCAAAGAGAGAAUUAUCGAUCGAUGUAGUACAAGAGCAAUUAAGAAGCACAAUUUAUGAGCAAGGUAUUUCACCAGUUGACGACACUAUUGCUGAAGACUUGAUUGUAAGCCUUCGUAGUCAGUGAAGCGAGCAACUCAGUUGCCGAUGAAUGGCACUACGCACGUCUAUGAGUGAGGGACGUGACAAUUUUGCCAUGUUAGAAGACUGGCUUUUCCUUUAAAUAUUUCCUUCUAUUUAAUGCAACACACGCCACUUUGGAGGUCUAAAUUUCGGAUACUGAGGAUAAAGAAGACACGGACAAAAAUAGGGACUCUGAGAAUUUCGCGCACAAUGCACAAGUUUAAAGCCUCACCGGAACAUCCCAUCCGGGAGCUUCACAGAGAGCGACUUGAGGAAAAUAGGAGCUAUUAUUGACAUAGCCUGAGUAUCAGGCGUUUCUGGGGGAAAGGGGGAAAGAUGGAAGCGAAAAAGGGAGAGAGCUGAAGGAGAGAAACUUCUCCCCCCCUCCCCCCUCCUUCAUCAAAAAUCUCCCCUCCCCUAUCCCCUUAGGAAGGCCUGUUACUCAGGCUAUUACUGACAAGGUUUGGUGACUGAGUAGAGCAUACAAGUGUAGCCCACGUACAUGAUCUUGUGAUCACAAUUCUGUGUUUUCGCCCAUUCAGCAAGCACGCUAUAUUGAUGUCAGCAUUAGCGAGUUUCAGAAACAUGCCUUUGAAAGUUUUUUAGCUCUCGUGAUGUUUCUUGAUAUUUCUUUUACCAUUUUAUGAAGAUGUUAACUGAAGUCACCGCAAAAUGGAAACUUAAAAAAGCGUAUAAUCCAUUUAUCUCGAAACAUAACACACAUGACUUAUAUAUACGACCUUUAUUUUCGUAAAGGUGUUUUGAAUACGAACGAACACAGUCAAUGUGAGGGGCAAAAACAGCAUUAAUAUAAAUGAACCAUAGGGUUUUAACUAAUAUAAGGGUCAAUUAUUGUGCAUUGAGAUGAAUCACUUGAAAAGAGAGACUUCGCUUGAAGAUGUGAUCAGAAGUAAACAAAGGCAUAAUAGUGCGUCACGUUCAGUCUUUUUAAUAUCGAAGGAGUCACUGUGAAUAGUGUUUCCAUACUUAGGACGAGUUAUAAAGCGGCACAGUUAUCUUCCAUGAAGAAAAGUUCGUCUUGGGUGAGACAAACAGAACUGGAGCGAAUUUUUAACUCGCAUCGGUAUCAGGUAAAAAAUAUGUUAUCGAUCGUUUCAUCUAUUUACAUUGUUUGAAGUGCGUGCUGGUGAACGCAACAUGCGAGCGAGAAGUCUUUAAACUUUUUUAGGUCUCAAAAUGCAAAGGAUUUUAUUCCUUUAAGUUAGAGAAAAAUACCAUGACGAAAAUCUUAUAACUGAAUAUUUUUCUUCUUGUGGAAAAAAUAAUGCGUUUUCUUGUAGACUGUGGACCGCAAAUUAGGAUCGCACUUUUCACAAACGUGCGAAUUCCGAAGUUCAGAAGCCAACCGAGGAUUGCGUUUUUCGCUGCUGUCAAUCAUCUUAACGGACCUCUUAGGAAACAAAACUCUAUUUCACGGGUUCAAAAGGUCAUGGUUUGUGAUUUGUGGAUUUCGAUCCGUUUUGUGUGUUUCUCUGUUUCAAGGUUCGUUGCUUUUGAUCGUAAUUAUGAUUGACGGCAGCGAUAAACACAAUUGUGAAGGUGGCUUUUGAACUUUAGAGUUCGCAUGUUUGUGAAAAGCGCAGUAAAGUCUCCGUGCAGUCAGUGAGGCCCCUGGAUCAGGCGGGAUCAAUGGGCAGUUAACUGUCUGUUUUAGUAUACUUCUGGUUUUCAUAUAAUACAAUAUUUCUGUCUAGUGUAAAUCAGCUCAUUAUACUCGUAGAACGACAACAAUUUUUGGAAUUUCCAGUUACGUCACGUUAUACUGUCACGCUAUAUUUUGGGGCACAGAUUAGGAGAGGGGUACGUGGAAAUAAUGCAAAUUGUUUCCUCCUUAGAAUUAAUGGCUAACUUGUCUAUUUUUAUUCAUAGUGGUAGAAUUUAAAAGUUAUUAUACAGCCCCCACUUAAAAAUGGUACUCUUUUUUUUGGGUUACGAAAGUCUUUCAAAAGGGUACAAUGUUUUGAAUGAGUUUAUGUUUCAGUCUCACAUGAGGUUCUGUCGCGUGCAAUGGUUGCCGACAAGGUUUUAUGGUAGCCUGAGUGUGUAUAGCCGCCCCCUCCCCUCAGAAAAAAUAGCCCCUUGGCAGCCCAGGUAAAAAUCGCCUUUCGGCGAUUCUUGUUUUGUUAUAAUCUGCAUUUACUGCCAGGCAUGAAACCUGUGACUUCAAGCUCCCUAAGAUAUAUUUGGCGAUUAUAUGUGAUUCUGAGGAUAUGAUGCUGAAGCGAACAUCAAAAUCAGUCUCGCUGGGCAUGCCAAUUUCUUGCCUGGCAUGCCGGGCAUGCCAAACCAACUGGCUUCACCAUCGGCAUGCCCGGCAUGCAAAAAACUGGGAAUGAAUUAUCAACCCGGCGAGAGAUCUGGGACCUAAGUUUAUCUGGGUCAAUUUUGGGCUGCGAGGGCAUGAACCCAUUUUUUCCAUGCCUAUGAGAUGUUAUUUCUAAGUACCAAUGUUCCCUUGAAUUUUGUCAUGCCUCAAUAUAUAAAAUUUUCCCUCUCUCAUUAAUCCUCAGACUGGAUGCGAUUUUUACGCUCGCUAGGCAUGUUCAACUGAAAAUCAUGCCCAUAUUCAGAGCGGAAAAACGUUCUGCGCAAGCUUCUGCGCAUCCCUUAUCGCAGGCUCAAGGCGGGCUUUUCUGUAUGUUGACUGUGUUUGUUUGCUGGAGUUCUGAAUGAAAUGCACGAGGUGCGAACGUUUGCUCCCUGUAAAGCAUUUUUAUUUGACAUGUUUGCUUUUUUUUCGUCGCUUGAAAAUUACUUUGGAUUCAGAACAACCAAUGUUAAAGGAAAAACGGAUCAUUCCCUUAGUCUGAGUUGGAAUAAAAGGUUUUGAACAUUUCUUAAGAGGCGAGUAUUUUUCUGAUUGUGCAUCCGAUUAAUUUGUGAGUUGAUUUCGCCAGGUUGAAUUAAAACCCGCUUGUAUUCUGUUAUUAGUAGUUAUGGUUACUUUUUUUACAUGCCCAGAUUUAUUACCUUUGCAGAACCAGCUUUAUCUUUGUCUUCAGUCAAAGAACCAUAUUGCUGUUUAAUAACGCAUCAGAGUGCACAAACUUGUGCGCUUAUUAAAUUUUCUUGGAAAAAGAAGGCCAGCAAGCUUAGUCAAGAUCAUUUUUCUAUUGCAUAAGUAAUAGUAGUCAGAGUUUUUUUCAUUUUUCAUUACGUAGUUUGUUUUCCAGUGCACUGUGAAAGUUUCUGUUCUUUAUAAGAAUAACUUUCAGUACGCAAAUUGUCCAUUUCGUUCGCUGUAAAGUAGAGAACGACAACUGCCGGCAGUGACUUCAAAACAAUUGACUGCUUUCCCGUAAACAAUUGCUGCAGCUGGAUUUGACUGAGGCGAGCAAAACAAACCCUUAUAUGCAAUUUUCUGUAUUUUCUAAUGAUCGGCUGAGUUUAAUUUGCUUAAACGAAGACCCUCGCAUGGACCAGUUAAGCUUACAGAAAAUAGCUAAUGGUGAAUCAUGGCUUGGCUGCCAAGUUGCAACUGAUCUUUUGCUUUUAAGAUCUCUAGGUAGGUUGUUUUCGCACAGAAAAUUCAUUUCUUCAAUGUCAGCGAGAAGUUUUUGAAAUAAUGUAACUUUAACUUUGUUUGAAGGAAAUCCUACUUACGCGUAGGUUUUGACAGAUGUUAUGCGUGUUCAACUUGACAACACAAAGCAAAAUUUAUAUAUCUGCCCGAAACGAGCAAGUUUAAAAAAACUAUCGUUGCUUUGAAACCGAUUUUUGGGAAGAUUUUACUCGAUAAAGAUUGAACUUUUUUCUGCCCACAUAUCAACGCAAUAACUGCUACAUUGAGGAUUUUUCUUAUAUUUUAGUGAUCUGCGAAACUACGAGUGUCCGAUCGAGCGAGGGUUUUAAAAUAUCAGCUCGAGUGCGACAAAGUUCAGUGACUUCAAACACAUUGUGGGCAAGCAUUAAUUUUUCUGGGCAAAUCACUGUCCAAAGAUAUGUUUUUGUAUCCACAGUGGAGCUCUGGACCUUAUAUAUCCAGGAACUUCCUUAUAUGAACACAUUUUGUGAAUGCAUCUUUAAAAAAAUCGGACCUACGCAUGCAGAUUUCCAGUACAAGGCACGGAAAUUAAUGUCGUUAAAUUCCGUUUUACUAUGAGGUGUUCUUCGAGAAUAUUAAGUAACGACAAGGUUAUAACCACAGCUUGCAACUUUCGAAGACAAAUUGCCUGUCCUCCCCAGGUUAUGAGUGGAAAGAUUUUAUUUUUAAGCAAUAAAAUAUUUGAAAUCCCGCCAUUUUUUCAAACCCGGCCAGGGGAUCUGGGCGAAAAAGUUCACGCAUGCUCAUUACGCUUUUCCGCCCUGAAAUGCCCAUACCCUUAUUCAAAACAAAAUGCUAUCAAAUUUUAGUUUCCAAGCCGUUAAAGAAAAACAAUUAACUUUCUCAAAUGGAAAGGGACGUUUCGGUCCGACCGACCGACGGAAAUGACCGGACUAGUCAAAGUGGACCGCCUUCCAAGGUGGUCCUAAAUAUUCCUGUCGGAAGGAACCAAAAUGGUUCGUUCCAUUUGAUUUCCAACCGAAAAUUGCCGGAAUUUAAGGCUGAAUGGAAAGCGACUAAUGCAAGGAACAGUCCCUAUUGAAGUACCUCCUCAAAAUCCAUAUGAUUGAGCUGGACAAGAAACUGGAAUGUGCACCAAUGUUGUCGUUUGCUAAGAGAAAAAAAAAGGCUUCACGAAACCUUAAUUUACCAAUUAAUGAAUGAGGCUGAGUAUCUUAUGAAGAAUUAUGGAGAUCGAAAAGAGUGUUAUCCGUCGAGGCCGUAGGCCGAGGCGGAUAACAACCUCCGAGAUCUCCAUAAUUCUUCAUAUGGUACGAAAGCCGAAUUCAAUAAUUGUUUUAUUAUUCAUUCAUAAUAAUUCCUAGUUUAAAAACAUAGCUAAAACAAGCUUACUUGCAUCGAUGUUAAGUUCAUCUUCGAUAGUUUACGUUUAGGUUUGUCCAGCUCCGCAAAUAUUCUCCAAAUAGCAGAUGUCCCCUCCGAGUUGUCUUCUGUCUGUUUUCGCUAUGUUUUUAGCCAUUAUUUCGCCUAGUUCCAGCUUUAGUUCUUACUCUUGAAACGAGUGAAGUGUCCGCCAUUUUAGUUUUUACAACGAAAACAACUAAAUCUCGUCCCCAGGUCUUCUCGGUUAACGGUGCAUUAAUAUGUAGAAGGCUGCAUUUUUGACGUCAUUUCCUCGUUAAGUACAAAAUUCUUUCAAAUUUGGCCAUCAGUAACUGGUUAUGGUGAAUUAUGUGUGUGCUUUUAGCCAAUCAGAAUUAAGGAAAUAUUUUGAAUAAAUAAUAAAGAAAUUUAAUGCCUUUCAAUCCUUUUAUGGAAUAGAAAGCUUUAGUCCAUUCAUAACAAAUGUAGUGGUAUUCUCUAAAUUACGAGUUCGCGCCUCUUGCAUUAUGUAAUUACAGUGUAGACAUACGAAGAACAGGAUAUAGGCGAUAACUUAUAAUUAUUGGAAGUGGAUUUGAAUGAUCAAAUGACUGCAAAAAAACAAGAACAGUUACGUGCCCAGACACAGACGCUGCGAGGGAGACUAAGACACGUGGGCUGUCAGGUUAAAGUGCACAUUAAAAACUGUCAAUCAAAUGACAAAGCCGCAGAUGCUUCAUCUAUUAAAUUCAGAGUUAGAUUCGCUAAUCGGAGUUCUCUGUCGGCCUUGACGAGGAGUCAAGUUAUUAUUAAUUAAAUAAACCAGGCAAAAAUUAACAUAUUCGACCUAUUUAAAAGCUAAUACUACAUCGCAAAGGAAGUUUUUUUCGUUGUUGAUGCUUAAACACGGACAAUCUCACUGCCUGGGCCAUGACUGAAGAAGCAAAUAAUUACUGUUCGCCUAAUUUAACACACGACUGGGCUGUGAUAUUUAUUUUGCUUAAUUUUCUUUUCAGUUUGGUUGCUAUCGGCGGAAAUUCUACAGUUUUGUUGAUCAUCUACAGAGUACGCGCGCUGAGAAGUUCGUCAAAUAUCCUCAUCGCAUCGCUGGCGAUUGCAGAUCUCGAAGUCGGCCUUGUUGUGUAUCCUGUCUACAUCGCGUUAACUGUCACAAGGAAGUGGUUCAGCGCGCACUUUGUGUACAGACUGGAAAACUUUCUUUGGAUUCAAUGUUUAGUAACAUCAACAUUUACCCUCUGCGCAAUUAGCAUCGACAGGCUUAUUGCCGUAACGUUCGCCAUUCGGUACAAACAAAUAAUAACAAAAAAGCGGUGCUACCGAACAAUCCUUUCAAUUUGGAUUACAUCUUUGUUGUUCGGAUGUUCCAGUUUGUUUUUCGAGGAUAAAGGCAAGGCAUCUGUUCUUUGGAUUGUGACGCUUGUGCUAACAUUCGUCAUACCAUUUGCAGUAAUAAUUUACUGCUAUUUUCAGAUAUUUAAAGCAGUACAUGAGCGAAAAGAAAAUAUCUGUCGCCUAAGUCCAAUGAUAGCUGCCGACAUGCUAAAGAAUAGGAAAGCAGCAUGGACAAUGGCUAUCGUUGUUUCUGUAUUUUUCAUGACAUUUUUCCCAAACGUGGUGUUCUCGGCCAUAGACGUAAGUACGAGAGAUUCCUGCGAGAAGGCGCUAGUUUACCGACAUUGGUUAUGGGGAAUUCUACUUGCUUUUAGCAGCUCGGCUUGGAAUCCUUUCGUAUAUGCUGCCAGAAUCAGAGAAUUCAGACGCGAACUAAAGCGCUUGUUCAAGCUAUCUCAAAAUUUUAGGUAA
This is a messenger RNA of Porites lobata, 7786 nucleotides long. The record is from the annotation of a GenBank genome assembly. Lineage: Eukaryota; Metazoa; Cnidaria; Anthozoa; Scleractinia; Poritidae.